AUGCUGAUGCAACAGGCGCGCGCGCUCGUACCCGCUUCCGGGUUCUCCGAGGUCAAGGACGAAGUGCACGAGGCCGACGACAGGGUCGAUGAAGCGAACCCGCUGCGCGUCGAUGAGCAGCGAUUCUGGGAUUAUUGCAAGAGGCGUUCCGCUCAGCGCGCAUCAAUCGACCUGAAGCGCCAAGUGUUCAUGGAGAAGAUCGACAAGAUAACGUCCACUGGUUCAACAACUAUGACACGACCGGCACCUGUACCUUAUCACGCGCCGGACCAAUGCCAAGUCGUCCCCUGGGCAUGGAACUUGGCCAAGGGCGGAGGGUCCGAAGCAACCCUCGCUGUCUUGGUGAGCGCCGUGCACCUGCGCCAGGGCGGGGCGGACACCAGCAGUUUGGAUCCGGUGUAUGAGCUCACAACCGAGGUCCGCUCCGCGUUCGAAGUACGCGAGAGCUUGACCGACAAGGGGAAGGAGAGUGUCAUGAAAGCUGAUACCGAUCUUGAAGACGCGCUUGCGGGCCAACCCGCUGAACACAAAUCCCUGACCACCAUGCUCCGCAACCUUCCACCCUCCGCCGCACCUUCGAUCGCCAAGGCGAUCGCGUCCUACAACCCAGCCCCAGAUGAGAUUGAAAAGGUGCGCAACCUCGUCGAGACUGCUUCGCCAAAAUUUCUGCACUUUGUGAAACUGUACGAGCACAAGCACCGCAUCACAUUUGUCCGCAAUCAUGAAGGCUUCCCCACUGCGUUCUAG
This is a messenger RNA of Trichosporon asahii var. asahii CBS 2479, 747 nucleotides long. RefSeq lists its product as uncharacterized. Bases 1 to 747 code for a protein of 248 amino acids. NCBI's taxonomy places the organism in Eukaryota, Fungi, Basidiomycota, Tremellomycetes, Trichosporonales, Trichosporonaceae. The transcript has 3 exons. The record is from RefSeq and is a predicted model, not a curated record.